This is a messenger RNA of Oncorhynchus nerka (sockeye salmon), 3165 nucleotides long. Its product is annotated as BTB/POZ domain-containing adapter for CUL3-mediated RhoA degradation protein 3-like. Bases 1079 to 2035 code for a protein of 318 amino acids. Gene Ontology annotation, cellular component: Cul3-RING ubiquitin ligase complex. Gene Ontology annotation, biological process: protein ubiquitination; negative regulation of Rho protein signal transduction; protein homooligomerization. The transcript is spliced from 6 exons. Gene Ontology annotation, molecular function: protein binding; ubiquitin-protein transferase activity. NCBI's taxonomy places the organism in Eukaryota, Metazoa, Chordata, Actinopteri, Salmoniformes, Salmonidae. The record is from RefSeq and is a predicted model, not a curated record.
UCUAGCUAGGAACUAAUCCAGUCGACAAUGUAGCUAAUGUUAUAGUACACAUACUACUAGAUAUGUAACGUUAUAUCGACAGGAUGCCAGCUAGCGGAAUGCAUGCCAACCUGUAACUAUGGUUGUUAUAGUGCCACAAUAACGACGUAGCUAGCUAGCCUAGUAUCUCUCUUAAACAAUGGCUUUGCUAACGGUAGCUGAGGUUCUUUAGCAUGUUAGCGUUUGUGGCUACAGUAGCAUUCAUAUGAAGCCCGUUAGCUAGCCAGAUCAGAGUUAGAAAGUUCCAUAACUACGGUAACGUUAAAUUGCUAUUAAGUAGCUACUACAGCUAGAAAGUUACCAUUAUUAAAGCUAAGAAAUGAUUUAAUUGCAGGAUCGACAUAUUUUAAGGUGGUAGCGUUACACAUACGAUUUUUUUGCACUGUUUCAGAAAAUGUCCACAAUAUAUCUGGCACUAAUAGUGGAAUGAUAGUGUUUCACAGUAUUACCAAAGUUGUGGUAUACUAUCUACUGUGAUAUUCGACUAUUGGUUUCUCCCGACGUAGCGGCAUCUGAUGUCAGAAUAUGAAAGCUUUUCUGACUUUGGCUGUGUUGUCUAGUGGAAAUCUCUCUGUCAUUUCCUGGUUGCUAAAAUUCUACACUAUCAUUCAUCCUUGUGAAACGAUUCGACACCUUGCGGAGUCUAUGCCCCCGAAGAAUUGAGGCUGUUCUGAGGGCAAAAGGGGGUGCGACUCAAUAUUAGGAAGGUUCUCCUAAUGUUUUGUACACUGAGUCUAUGUUGAGCCUGGAGUUAAGUCCCUUAGCUAGCUACUAUAGCUAUUGCUUCCUGUGAUUAGCUAGCUAAUGAAAUGUUGAUGACUAACGUUAGCUAGUACAGACUUGUCACAUUGGCCCCAUUCUGAGAACCCAGUAUAACGAACUAUUUAGCAUAGUUUAAGAACAGGUUCUGUUCUGUGCUUUUCUGCUAGUUAUAAACAAUGAUAUAAACAACAAACUAGCUCGAUAGUUAUUAUGCUAUUUAUUUGGGGUGCCUGAUUGAUAUCAGCUGUGAACACCAUUGCAUUGUCACGACUUCCAUAUGGACUGUUUGGACCCACAGGAAGAGAUGUCAGGAAUAAGUGCGGUGAGCUCGGCGUUGCCAGCGGCUACAACCCGUACCACCUCCUUCAAGGGCUCCUGCCCCAGCUCGAAGUAUGUGAAGCUGAAUGUGGGCGGGGUGCUCUACUACACCACCAUGCAGACCCUUACCAAGCAGGACACCAUGCUCAAAGCCAUGUUCAGUGGCAGGAUGGAGGUCCUCACAGACAGUGAAGGCUGGAUCCUUAUUGACAGGUGUGGGAAGCACUUUGGGACCAUUCUGAACUACCUGCGUGAUGGUGCUGUACCUUUGCCUGAGAUCCGGAGAGAGGUCGAAGAGCUCCUGGCAGAGGCCAAGUACUACCUGGUGCAGGGGCUAGCUGACGAGUGCCACGCUGCCUUGGAGAACAAAGAUAUGUAUGAGCCCUUCUGUAAAGUGCCUUUGGUCACAUCCUCAAAGGAAGAACAGAGACUCAUCUCUACCUCCAAGCCCACAGUCAAGCUGUUAUACAACAGGAGCAACAACAAGUACUCUUACACCAGCAACUCCGAUGACAACAUGCUGAAGAACAUUGAGCUGUUUGACAAGCUCUCUCUGCGGUUCAACGGCCGUGUGCUCUUCAUCAAGGACGUGAUCGGGGAUGAGAUCUGCUGCUGGUCGUUCUAUGGGCAGGGCCGUAAGAUCGCUGAGGUGUGCUGCACCUCCAUAGUCUACGCCACAGAGAAGAAACAAACCAAGGUGGAGUUCCCAGAGGCUCGUAUCUAUGAGGAGACCCUUAACAUCCUGCUUUAUGAGUCUCAGGAUGGGCGUGGUCCAGACAACGCUCUACUGGAGGCUACAGGAGGCGCUGCAGGCCGAUCCCAUCAUCUGGACGAGGACGAGGAACGGGAACGCAUUGAGAGGGUGCGCCGCAUCCACAUCAAACGUCCCGAUGACCGCACCCACCACCACCAGUAACUAUACCAGCCAACCAGCAUUAUCAGGAUCCGCAGACCUCACCAGUGACCAUUACCCAUCACUGAGAUCACACUACCGGUAUACCCACAGGUAAUCUCACAUCCUUGACCACAAGCGACUUCUGUGCUUCUGCACCACAGCCACUAAUGAACUGUUGCUUGUCUGAUAUCAUUCUAAGUAGAACAUGAUUUUAAUGUUCUGUCCCAAAUGGCUAUAUCAGUAUUUUCUAAACCGUCAACUUUUUUUCAGUGGUCAGAAUGUAUUUUACCGCCUUUAUUUCCAUAUGUUUUGUCGUUGUAUGUAUGUAGACAUAUUACUUGUGCCCAGUAGAGAUAUUGUGCCUUAAGUCUGUGGGUGUACGUGCUGCUUACAAUCUUUAUCAUGAUUUACUUUAUCACGUCACUACAACAUUGCUUUGAAGUUCAGGUAUGUGUCACAGUAUAGCUAGUUCAGGUCAAUUGCAUUUAAAGGAUUCUAUACAUUAUGUACAAUGUGGAACAAUACAUUUUCCUACCACAGCAGUUUUAGAUAAAAAAAUAUAAAGUGAUAUGUAAACUGUAUAACAGCAUUUUAUCUUGUGUUUAGAAAUUGGGUGCUUCUAUUUUCUGUAUGUACUCAUUUCGUCCAGCAGAGGUUGUUGUGUACAAAAACACUGAAAGGUGUGAUAUAUUAGGUUGACGUUACCUCUAGAUGGUGAUCUUCGGUCAGUUUUGUAGUUCCCCCACUAAUGAUUAAGGAUUUUUGGAGGGGAAGCUGAUCCUAGAUGUUUGCCUACGGGAACUUAACCCUGAAGCGAUAAGUUUACAACACACCUCUUAAUUGUAAGUGGUAUGAAUAAAGCCACCGUUUCUUCUGUAGUCAAGGAUUAAUGAUCUUUUGACAUCAUGUAUGAAAUCUGGUUUUCUUCUGUGUGAUAAAAAUGAAUGUCAUUGCUGCCUGUUACAAAAAUGAUUGGCGGGUGACAUGGUUACAAGACCAAACUUGUUUGGAAGAUGGAUCACAGCUGAAGAGACUAAGCAACUCCAGACAUUGCGUAAAAUUGUGACAUUCUUUGCGAUCAUUUCACAUGUACAAGUGUCUUUUGCACUGUAUUUAACACAAUUUUCUUACAAUAAAGAUGUUUAUGAAUA